Messenger RNA from Fomitiporia mediterranea MF3/22, 1110 nucleotides. Its product is annotated as kinase-like protein. The record is from RefSeq and is a predicted model, not a curated record. Gene Ontology annotation, molecular function: ATP binding; protein serine/threonine kinase activity. Gene Ontology annotation, cellular component: nucleus; cytoplasm. The coding region runs from base 1 to 1110 and encodes 369 amino acids. NCBI's taxonomy places the organism in Eukaryota, Fungi, Basidiomycota, Agaricomycetes, Hymenochaetales, Hymenochaetaceae. The transcript has 9 exons. Gene Ontology annotation, biological process: mitotic DNA damage checkpoint signaling; protein phosphorylation.
AUGGCAAAUUACCAGUACUCUUCUGUAUAUUCUCACACCCCUGAAACAUUGUACGGACAGCAAAAGUCAAAUGAUUUACAGGGCCUGAGACCUCUCUUUUCCAAUGACCCGAACGGUCCAAAGUUCAGUCCCAAGUGGUUGUGUGGAAAGGAUAGUGCAGGAAAAUACAUACCGCGUACUUUGAAAGUAAAGCAUGCAUUAGAUAAGGGGUCAUUUGCCAUUGCGUGGGUGAUAGAACGUGAUGACCUUAGAGAAGACAAACCUGUGGAGUUUGUUGCCAAAGUAGUCAAUAAAAGAAGGGGGCCGAGUAUGGUUCGGAGGAGAACUGAUAAGGAAAUUAAAGAAGCGGAGGAAUUGACGAUCAAAGAAGUGAGGCUAUUGGCAGAUCUGAGGCACAAGCAUGUGAUGUUUGACGCAGUAGCAUUCCUACAUUCAAAGAAUAUAAUGCACAGAGACAUAAAACUACAAAACUUUCUUAUAAAAGACAGGCUUUUACUAAGCGACUUCGGAUUUGCUGCUUACAGUGAAAAGAAAUUGGGUCAAAAGAAGUGUGGGUCACCAAACUUUGCUGCCCCAGAACUCUUCAGACUGUGUCCUAAGGACAUGUAUUAUGGAGACUCGGUUGAUAUCUGGUCGCUUGGGGCAAAUGCAUAUCUACUUCUAACUGGGAACUAUAUUUAUGGCAAUGAUAAAGAGCUUGUGUUCUAUACAGCAAAUACUAUUACCAAUGAUAAUAUAAAAUGGCAGUUGGAGCAAAAUUUUGUAACUAAAAGAGCACAAGAAGUUUUGCUUAAUUGCUUGAACAUUGAUCCAAUAAAAAGAAGAUCAGUACCUGCAAAAGACCUUCUAGGCCAUAAGUGGUUCAAAUGUUGUGAUGACAAGCACCUGGACCACAAUGCAAUGAAAAAGUGGAAGGCAGGUUUGAUAGCACUGAGGGCACUGAAUUCUGUUGCCGAAAACCUAUACGAAAAGAAAAUUUCAGGCAACAUACACAAUCCACCAACUAGCAUAUCUAACCAAAAAAAAUUAGACCAGAAGCAGGACCAACUUCCACUGAGACUAAAAAAUACAGAGACAAGUAAACCGAAUCACAGCAGAAGCAGAGGUUGA